GUCAUCAAACUCUUCCUCCUCCAUCGCGCGAUUGCAAUUACGACAUCAAUCCACCGCGACGCAAUGUCUGCCUCUCCGCUCUCACCUGGUGCCGACAUGGGCACUCAUUGGGAGCUCUCGUCUGGCGCCUCGUCGCCCCGUUCCGACACUUCAAGCAACACCAACAGCCUGUUCUCUUCGCUUGAUUCUCCCACCGAGACGGAGCUUUCUUUCCCAAGCCAUGGACCCAAUGAUGCCAAGGAGUCUUUGGCGCUUGGUCGCACCGACGUUACCGUCAUGCCCAGUCUUGUCAACCAUGUCCUCGUCGGACAGACUGCUUAUACUCCAGGAUACAUUCAACAACUGUCCAAGCAGCUCCAGCAUGCACGCAAGACUGGCGAAUUCCCCAAUACAACAUCUGCGAUGGAAGAUCCCCAGACAAUCGUUGAAGACUACCAUCUUCUUCAGCGUCUCCGAGAUGCACGGGGCGACCCUGCUAUUCACCCUCCUCCCCAGCAGUACAACGUCAUCAAGGUCGACAUCGCUCGUCGCAUCAAGGCUCGUGAUGAAGCCUAUGAAGCCCCUGCCAACUAUCAAGAGGUGGAUCACCGAGUUCAAAACUGGAUGAACUCAAUCAACAAGGAAGCUCGCAUGUUGGAGAUUACACAGGCGGCACUUCAGCGCAAGGGCAUCAAUAACCCCACCCAAGACGACUUGGACACCAUCGCCGAGGAGUUCAUGCAGAUCGCGGAGCGCACUCUUCUUGACGUCGCCAAUCCUCUGCGCAUGAAUGCUACUCGCAUGGAGGGCAACAUGAGUCGUUUCGAUAGCCAGCUCAGUGGCUUCGAUGGCGCCAUGACUGCUCAGCUUGACACGCUCAACACUGUUGUGACCAACCUCAACAGAUCCAUGAAUACCUCUAUGAGCUCACAGCUCGGCACUCUCAACACCAUGCUUGAAUCUCAGAGCAACAGCUUCAGCGGAUCCGUUGGCAUGAUCAACACAGCCCUCAACACCGUCACCACCGAUCUGCAUCAGAUCACCUCCAGUCUCCCCGCAAUGAUUGCCGCGGCAGUUCAAGCUGCAGUCAAAGAGCAACUCUCUGCCAGCCCUCACCAGGUUUUCCACAGCAAGCAACACCAAUCCAACUACGAUCAGCCCCCCGGAUAUGCUACAGCUACACGGAUGCAGCAAUACCAAGCCGCUGGCGGAGAGCUCUUUGGUGGUGGCGCACGAGCUGUCGCUUCUGCAGUCCAAGUAUCAGGACAAGAACCUGGACAGGCCUUGCACAUGACCAUGCAGCCCACCAAGUCGAGAUUCAGAAGAUUCUUGCGGGUCAUCACUGGAAGAGGACAAUCGAAAAAGGAGACGGGUUCCAAGUAAUGAAGCUCAUGACGAGGCUUCAACAUUCAGCUGUCCGACUUUGUGGCCAGCACUCCCCCCUCUGAGACGUACACAAC
This is a messenger RNA of Colletotrichum scovillei, 1439 nucleotides long. RefSeq lists its product as uncharacterized. The transcript has a single exon. The coding region runs from base 64 to 1362 and encodes 432 amino acids. The record is from RefSeq and is a predicted model, not a curated record. Lineage: Eukaryota; Fungi; Ascomycota; Sordariomycetes; Glomerellales; Glomerellaceae.